AUGGCUACUCAAUCAGGUGCUAGUAACCAGCCAGGGAAGAGCCAAUUGCCGAACCCCUAUGCAGCGGUUGCGACACUCCCCAACCCCUACGCUCAUCUAUUGCCCACCCCGCCGGGUGCAGAAGGCGCAGCACAAGGCUGGGUGCAAGACAAGCAAGAGGAAGAGCAGAAACAGAAGAAGAACGGUUCACGGUUGCUCAUCCCACCAUGCUCAGCUCUCUUCUUUACUCCGUCUCACCUUACCGGACACCGCGCGAGGUCCAGUAACCAGCCACAAAACAAGAAGCCCAAGUUCCACGGCCCCGCCCCCAAGCAAAGCUCUACCGAUGACGCCGCUUCUGCUGCCUCUCGUGCUGCCGCAGCCAGCCGCAAGGACUUCUUAAGGACUACUGAAGAAGACCUGGUCGCUGCCGACAUAUACGCUGCCAAACACCAAGCGCAACGGGGAGGCAAGAGAGGCAAGAAAAAGAGAGAGAUGAUGUUGCAACAGCAGAAGCAGCAGAUGAAGUCUCAAUGGAAUCGUCCUUACGAUCUUCAUUACCCUACCGAUAUUGACGCCUUCGCGGCUAGCUCAGAGUCCAAUUCCAUGUUCAUCAAAUUCCUCCAAAAAAUCGGAGUUGAGAACAGCAGCGACGAGUCGAAUCCAGAGUCCCCAACAAGCUCUUACUCUCGAAUGUCCUCCGCCGAGCCGAUGGAGACGUCUCCACCACCAGAAGCUCCUGAUGACGAAAAUGAUGCGUAUCGCCCUCAUAUGAGCUUCGCACCGCCUCUUGGAACAAAAUCUUCCACCCAGCUUCUGACUACUUCUCCUACUGUUAUUUCAGAAGCGUCGACUGGCGAAGAGGCAUAUAUGAUCCGCAUGCGCCUAUCACAACAGCCGAAUGUGAUCCCUAUACCUCCACCACCCCCACCUCCCGAAGACAAUCUAAUCCCAUCACUCCCGCCGGGGCCAUCUUAUGAACCCGUCCCUAUUCCUUCCCCCCCACCGCCGCCACCUGAGUCACUAAAGCCUAUCUAUUCCUCCGUGAUUGAAGGUGCGCCAGUACGCUAUGAACGACCGUCACCACCGAACCAACCGUACUCCGCCGUCAUCUCAGGCGCUCCUGUGCACUAUAAGCAACCGGAUCAAUCGGAUCUCGAGAUGGAGGAUGCUCGACCUGAGCUAACCCCCAAAAAGAAGGAGAAGAAAGAGAAGACCAAACCGAUGUCAAUCGGCGAACGGAUGAUGGCCAAAAUGGGCUACAAGAAAGGGGAAGGGUUGGGUAAGGAUAACGACGGCAUUCUCGAACCUUUGAGUCUCAAGAUAGCCAAUAGAAAGACAGUUGUGGAUUCAGGACCAACCGUUCACGUGUUCACCGGUGGAAAACGAAAGCGGGAAGACGAAGACGGCGAAUUUGGCAAGCCGUCAUCUGUCAUUGUGACUUGGGGCUGUGUUGACGGCGUCAAUUUCGCAGAGGACGCAGAUCGGUCGGACGGAGGUAUCCGGCAAGAAAUGGGCGAUUUCGGCACGAUUGAGCGUAUUCAUGUUCAUCUCGGUUCUGAAGCGUCUUCGAAAACUGUCUACAUCAAGUUCAACUCUCCAUUAGGAGCGCUUAAUGCUGUCAACCGCUUCAAAGAGGGGUUUGAGUUUCAGGGCAGGACUAUUCGCGCAUUAUACUAUGAUGAGGAUAAGUUCCGCAGGGGCAACUUUGACGAGUAGGAUAGGUUAGGUUAGGCGACUCUGGUUGUUCUGGCGCGUCGGAAUUGUGUGGGUCUUUCAAUGGAAAUCUGCAUGUGAAUUCGACGGGUUAUUUUUGAAGGAUAUGGAGAUGAACGUGAAAUAUAU
Molecule: messenger RNA, 1824 nt
Organism: Lindgomyces ingoldianus
Lineage: Eukaryota; Fungi; Ascomycota; Dothideomycetes; Pleosporales; Lindgomycetaceae
Exons: 4
Coding region: 1-1698 (565 amino acids)
Biological process (GO): mRNA cis splicing, via spliceosome
Cellular component (GO): precatalytic spliceosome
Molecular function (GO): nucleic acid binding
Source: RefSeq, a predicted model, not a curated record